This is a messenger RNA of Phycomyces blakesleeanus NRRL 1555(-), 567 nucleotides long. RefSeq lists its product as hypothetical. The coding region runs from base 1 to 567 and encodes 188 amino acids. Lineage: Eukaryota; Fungi; Mucoromycota; Mucoromycetes; Mucorales; Phycomycetaceae. The transcript is spliced from 2 exons. The record is from RefSeq and is a predicted model, not a curated record.
AUGCACAAGACUCAAGCCUUCUCCCUUUCAGGAUCGCCACUCCCCGACUGGAAUACUUUCCUUUGUGCAUACGAUGUUACUGAUUGGCAUGAUCGUACGUCACCUACCUCUCUCCAAUAUCUUGGUUUUCCAUUAUUUUCCUCUAUCACUCAACAAGACUCCUACGGGACCACCCUCCUGUCAAAAAUUGAGACCUUUUGCAGUAUUCAUGGAUCACGAUCUCUUUCCUUUUUUUGCUCCAUUGUGCGCGGGUUCUUCCAUGUCAACUCUUUUCCUCCCAUUGCUUUUGACACUCUCUGCUUGCCCCGACUACAGGGUGGCCUUGGUAUCUUGGAUCCUGGUAUACAGCAAUGUGCUCUCCAACUUUGCUGGCUGAAGCCCCUUAUCCGUAAUCCUCUACUGCCUCACGGUCUUGUUCCCCAAUGGUUCUCCACUCUUCUUUGCUCUGACGUCCCUACCGUUGAUCCUCUUCUUCCCUUACUCUUUUCGGACUGUCAUCCUCGCAACCAUCGCACCCUUGAUUCUCCACUGCACCUGGUUCUGAAGGCUAUGGAUACUCUUCCCUGA